This is a messenger RNA of Panthera uncia (snow leopard), 1385 nucleotides long. RefSeq names its product claudin 3 (gene CLDN3). Gene Ontology annotation, molecular function: structural molecule activity. The transcript has a single exon. The coding region runs from base 362 to 1018 and encodes 218 amino acids. Gene Ontology annotation, biological process: bicellular tight junction assembly; cell adhesion. NCBI's taxonomy places the organism in Eukaryota, Metazoa, Chordata, Mammalia, Carnivora, Felidae. Gene Ontology annotation, cellular component: bicellular tight junction; plasma membrane. The record is from RefSeq and is a predicted model, not a curated record.
GUGAAGGUGGGAAGAGGGGCCACGUCACAGUCUCCAGGCCCGGGGAUCCGCGGCUCCGCCCCUCCCACCCCCGCCGGAGCGCUGGGCACGGAUCUAAGACUCACCGGCCCCAGUCCAGGGCCAGCCCAGUCGCCGCCGCCCGCCCACAAAGCCACAGGCAGGUGCAGGCGCUGCUUAGGGGCGAGCGGGCUGAGCGGAGCCGUUAGCGCGCGCCGUCCGUCCGUGCGUCCAAGCCGUCCGCGCGUCCGUCGAGGCAUCCCUCCGUCUGCGCGCGGCAGCUCCCACCCAGGCCCGGCGGCCACGGCCCGUCGUCUUCCCGCACCCUGAGCCGCCCGGCAGAGCCGGCCUUGGCGCGGCAGCCAUGUCCAUGGGCCUGGAGAUCACGGGCACCUCGCUGGCCGUGAUGGGCUGGCUGAGCACCAUCGUGUGCUGCGCGCUGCCCAUGUGGCGCGUGACGGCCUUCAUCGGCAGCAGCAUCAUCACGGCGCAGAUCACCUGGGAGGGCCUGUGGAUGAACUGCGUGGUGCAGAGCACCGGCCAGAUGCAGUGCAAGGUAUACGACUCGCUGCUGGCGCUGCCGCAGGACCUGCAGGCGGCCCGCGCCCUCAUCGUCGUCGCCAUCCUGCUGGCCGCCUUCGGGCUCCUCGUGGCGCUGGUGGGCGCCCAGUGCACCAACUGCGUGCAGGACGACACGGCCAAGGCCAAGAUCACCAUCGUGGCGGGAGUGCUCUUCCUGCUGGCCGCCUUGCUCACGCUGGUGCCGGUGUCCUGGUCGGCCAACACCAUCAUCCGGGACUUCUACAACCCCCUGGUGCCGGAGGCGCAGAAGCGUGAGAUGGGCGCGGGCCUGUACGUGGGCUGGGCGGCCGCGGCGCUGCAGCUGCUGGGGGGCGCGCUGCUCUGCUGCUCCUGCCCGCCGCGCGAGAAGAAGUACGCGCCCGCCAAGAUCGUCUACUCCGCGCCCCGCUCCGCCGGCCCGGGCACUAGCACAGCCUACGACCGCAAGGACUACGUCUGAGGGGCGGCCGCGGGGAGACCCCACCACCCCACGGGCGAGAGCGCCCACCGGUGCCGCGUGCGGCCUCUCCUCGGAGACCAGCCCCCCCUCCCCCCAGGUGCCAGGAGCUCUCACACUGGACCGGGAGGGACCAACCCCGCGGCCCCUUCCUGGGCAGCACACCCCGCUCCCCGGCCCCACGGCGCGCGGGGGACCAGCCCACACGGACAGUGAAACCUCAGCCCCUCCGGAGAGCGGGGCCGGGUGGCCGCCGCUACUUGCCCGCCCCGUCGGGCCUCGGUCCCAAAGCCCGCGUUGGGCAGGGACCGGCAGUCUUGGAAAGGGCCAGUUGAUAUUUUUCAAUAAAAGCCUUUCGUUUUUGCAGUUA